ACCGAUUCCUGCACUGGCAUGUAUGCCAUUACUAGGGUACCGAACAAUGAUGAACGUUAAGCCUUCUAUGAAACUUGUUCAGCGCUUCAGCCUCAGUCACUGAGACAACUUGGCAUACUACCGACUCGGAUGGCUAAUAUCUUGAUUCGUUACGACUUAGAACAGUUCAAAUGGAAGCCCUUUAAAGGUGAAGGCGUCCGGAAUGGAUUACUCCUUGUCCACGAGAUUUGCAACCGCUAUCUCAAGGGCGAUCAAACGUUAUUCUUUGGAGUCACUAUCGACUUGCAUGACACUAUGAGCAUCACCAAGCUCAGCUCUUCCGCUCAAGAAUGUUGGUCCUGGCUUCGCUUCCAAGUUCCUACCAUCGCGUCAUCCAUACUAAAUGAAUCCGAUUACAAGCUGCCCAUGUUGAUCUAUACAACGGCGAGUCCGCAAGAGAUCAGCCGGUGGGUGCAGCGCACUCUCAUUAUUCAUCCACCCUCACAUAUCGACCUCAACCAAUUGCGGAUCAACGAGGUCCCAAAUUUUUCUGCUAUUCCAUACUCAUCACUCGACUGUGUUGAUGGUGCAGGUUUAAAGAUCGUUGUGAAUCGCUACCUCGCACAAUUGGCGAAGGUGCUCUCCGACUCCUAUAGCGCGUCCGAUGUCCUCUCUGCCUGGGGCGCGUCGACGAAGGUGCUAUUCAUUUUCUCUUCAGAUCUUUUUUCGCUGCUAAUCAUUGACCACAAGGAUAAAUACGGAUUAGCGCUCCGCCCCAAAGAUACAAAGUGGCCGAAGACGUGUCGCGCCGAGGUCCUCUUCACGAGGGAAGAAUCAGAAAGAAUUCUGGCUGCCUCGAAAAUAUCUGGGUUCACACUUACACACCUUGGCCGGUUUGGAUCCGAAACACGCGCUACAUCCAGGUUAUGCUCUUGGCAUUUCCAUAGCCAGGAUUCGGUAUCAGCGUUCUUGUCCGCUGACGGAAGUGUCUUGCCAUUGGACAGGGACAUACUUUUACGGGUAGCAGACAUAGCCAAGGGACAGUAUCGAGCCCUUAUAGAAUUGCCCGCCGGGUUGAGUUGCAUGCCGCAGGGUUGUGAAGCAUUUGCCAUGAUCAAUGUGCAUGCUGCAUCUACAAACAUGUACUGUUACUCAUUUUCCAGUGACGGCAAAGGGGAGAACUACUUGAAUCACACUUUUGCGGAUGACACUGGGAAACCCGUCCUUACAGUGAACAAGUUUUUCACAUCACUGAACAGAUUAGACCCCGGCCCAUUCUUUCGUCUCUCCUCCUGGGGGGGCGUGAUCGACCUUGGCGCUGAUUACAACUCUAAUAUCGUGAAGACGGAGGAUGUGAUGAAUUACUUGAAUCAAUGGAAGAGGUUCUUACUUCUGAUCCUUGACAACUGAAUGUUAACUAUAUCUUGUCAUCAUUGUCAUGUUUAAUCAUUGGGAACUAUACG
This is a messenger RNA of Suillus bovinus, 1442 nucleotides long. RefSeq lists its product as uncharacterized. The transcript has 7 exons. The coding region runs from base 130 to 1389 and encodes 419 amino acids. Lineage: Eukaryota; Fungi; Basidiomycota; Agaricomycetes; Boletales; Suillaceae. The record is from RefSeq and is a predicted model, not a curated record.